UUGAUCUAGGGAAAGCAGGUGUUGUCACUGAUUGGUGAAGUUGUGUGACGUAGAGAUGUGAGGGGAGUGGCUGUGAGUAGAGGAGCUCGGGAACAGGUGUGUUGUGUGGACGGAGGAGACGAUCUGUAGUGUCUGGGAUAAUAUCGGUCAAUUGUCCUCGUCGUCAUCCAUCAUCAUCAUGUUUCCUCAGAAGAACGUUGUAAGAGACCACUGGGGUUUUCUACUUCUAUGCUUUUCAGCCUUCAUUGCUGCUAGUUAUGGAGAAUGUGGUCUCCCGGAACGAAUCUCAUAUGCAGAGCCUAAACAAGGUGCUCUUGAUCAGAACACCUUUCCUCCUAAUGCAACUGUGUCCUAUGAUUGUAGGCCAGGCUAUAUACGGGUUCCUGGCAAGAAAAAUUCAAUAACCUGCUUGGAGGACGAUACAUGGUCUACUCCUGAAGUAUUCUGCAAACGUAAAUCAUGUGGAAAUCCUGGAGAACUGUUAAAUGGCAACAUAGAGGUUACAGACUUUUUAUUUGGCUCUACAGUGACAUAUACAUGUAAUGAAGGGUAUCUUUUAUCGAACAAACGAAAUUUCAGCGUAUGUCUAGCAGAUGGAAUAUGGAGCAAUGUUCUUCCUCAAUGUGAUGCUGUAAUAUGUGCUCCACCACAAUCACCAGCUAAUGGAGAAUUUAAUCCACAAAAAGAUGAGUACGAAUAUUUGAAUUCUGUAACAUUUUCAUGCCAGAAACCUUUAGAAGUCGCUGGCAAUGCUUCUAUAUCCUGUACAGGAACCGGGGAGUGGAGUUCCAAUUCUCCUACAUGCAAAGCUGUAAAUUGCCCUAAUCCAGAUGUUAAAAAUUCAAGAAGACUGUCGGGGUUCACUGGGCCAUAUACAUUGAAUUCUGCUAUAUUGUUUGAGUGUAAUAAAGGCUUCGUUCUGAGGGGGUCCAGUUCAAUCUCAUGCAACAUUGAUAGUGAGUGGGUACCCGCAAUUCCACAGUGUGACAUUGUAAAUUGCUCUAAUCCAGACGUUAAAAAUUCAACAAGACUGUCAGGGUUAACUGGCCCAUAUACAUUGGAUUCUGUUAUAUCGUUUGAGUGUGAUAAAGGCUUUGUUCUGAGGGGAUCCAGCUCAAUCUCAUGCAACAGUGAUGGUCAAUGGGUACCCGCAAUUCCACAGUGUGAAAUUGUAAAUUGCUCUAAUCCAGACGUUAAAAAUUCAACAAGACUGUCAGGGUUAACUGGCCCAUAUACAUUGGAUUCUGUUAUAUCGUUUGAGUGUGAUAAAGGCUUUGUUCUGAGGGGAUCCAGCUCAAUCUCAUGCAACAGUGAUGGUCAAUGGGUACCCGCAAUUCCACAGUGUGAAACUGUAAAUUGCUCUAAUCCAGAUGUUAAAAAUUCAAGUAGACUGUCAGGGUUAACUGGCCCAUAUACAUUGGAUUCUGUUAUAUCGUUUGAGUGUGAUAAAGGCUUUGUUCUGAGGGGAUCCAGCUCCAUCUCAUGCAACAGUGAUGGUCAGUGGGUACCCGCAAUUCCACAGUGUGAAACUGUUGAAUGUUCAAGUCCAGAUGUGGCCAAUGCAGCUAGAUUAUCUGGGUUUUCUGGUUCAUACCAUUUUAAUUUCACUGUCACAUUUGAGUGUUUUCCGGGCUUUACAAUGAAUGGCUCCAACUCUGUCAAGUGCAAUGCCAGCAGCCAGUGGGAUCCUCCGUUGCCUACAUGUAAUGAGAACAAUGUUGCAGAAGUUAUGGGAAAUGGCAUUGUUAUCCUCACAAUGAUCUUUAUGGGACAUGUAUUAAGUCAUCACUUCUGAGAUGUAAAUCGCAAAAGAAUAUUACUUAAGAUGAGAUGUCUACUGUUGCACUAAAACCUGCCUGAUGUGAAGUGCCUAUGAAAUGCCUUGAUAUGCCUUGAUAUUCUUAUGAUUAAUUGCACUAAGUUUAUGUUAAAGUUAUCUUCAUUGGUAAAGAACUUCCAAAGGGAUUGGCUAUAUUUUAACACAGAUUUUUUUAUUUUUUGUUAUGCUCAUUUUGCACUUGGGAUUAUUACCUCUUUAAGAAUUGUGCCUUGCAUCAUGUUUGUAAACUAAAAAAAACACACUCCUAGACUCACGUUAGAUUUAUGUUAGAUUUACAUACGAUAAGCGGAUUGGGCCUAAAAGUUUUAAUUGCAAAUAACUGUAAAUACUGGUAGGGGUUCUGUAAAUAAUAAAAAAAAUAGAAUUAUAUUGUAGAGGACUAAA
Molecule: messenger RNA, 2224 nt
Organism: Rana temporaria (common frog)
Lineage: Eukaryota; Metazoa; Chordata; Amphibia; Anura; Ranidae
Product: C4b-binding protein alpha chain-like
Exons: 13
Coding region: 179-1795 (538 amino acids)
Biological process (GO): negative regulation of complement activation, classical pathway
Source: RefSeq, a predicted model, not a curated record